This is a messenger RNA of Eublepharis macularius, 3436 nucleotides long. It is a transcript of the gene GDI1, whose product is annotated as GDP dissociation inhibitor 1. The record is from RefSeq and is a predicted model, not a curated record. Gene Ontology annotation, cellular component: cytoplasm. Gene Ontology annotation, biological process: small GTPase-mediated signal transduction; protein transport; vesicle-mediated transport. The transcript has 10 exons. Lineage: Eukaryota; Metazoa; Chordata; Lepidosauria; Squamata; Eublepharidae. The coding region runs from base 724 to 1959 and encodes 411 amino acids. Gene Ontology annotation, molecular function: Rab GDP-dissociation inhibitor activity.
UAUAUAUAUAUAUAUAUAAGUAAAAUCAGAUUUAUCUAAAACAUUUAUAUUCUGCUUUAUUUCCUCAAAACUCAAGGUGGCUAACAGUGCAACAGCACAGUUCAUUAAACACAGCUACAGAACAUAACAGCGCCAUAAGGGCUCAGGGCAAAUGUACAAGGCAGCUAAUUCAAAGGCUCUGCAGAGUCGGUGUGUCUUUAGGUGGCAGCAGAAGGCCAUAAAAGAUGCUGCCAGUCCUUUCUCCAAGGGGGAGGGAAUUCCAUAACCCAGGGGCAGGGGCUGAAAGUUUCUGUCAUGGGUUGCCCUCAGCUGUGCUCCUGCAACAGAACACCAACAGACAACCUCUGAAUUCCAGGCUGGUUCAUGAAAGGUGAGGUGAUCCUUCGGGUACCAUUUGGGCCUUUAAAAAUCAAAAUCAGCACUUUAAAUUAUCCCGGAAAGAGCUUGGGGGCCAAAGCUGCUGGUAACGCACUGGUUUUGCAUGUUCAUCACAGCAAGUUCCAGAUGAAGGAUGUGCAUUUUUUACCAUCUUGUCCAGAAAGCAUAAAUGAGAAACUGACGGCUUCCAGUGAUAGUCCCGCAUAGAGUGUAGUGUCUGAUUGUUACCCAAGCCACAUGCGACAGUGACCAGAUCUACUUUCUCUAGGAACAGCCACAUUUGGUGAACUAGCCUAAGCUGGUUAAAGGUGUGCCUUGCCACUUCCACAACCUGUUUAUCCAGUGAUGGAUGCAAAGGAGCACAAUGAAACAGCAAGUUUGAUCUUUCAGCUCUACAAGCGCUUUGAGAUUGCUGAAGGCCCCCCUGAAUCUAUGGGCCGCGGCCGGGAUUGGAAUGUUGACCUGAUCCCUAAAUUCCUCAUGGCAAAUGGUCAGCUGGUGAAGAUGCUGCUGUAUACAGAAGUGACGCGCUAUCUAGACUUCAAAGUGGUGGAGGGCAGCUUUGUGUACAAGGCAGGGAAGAUCUACAAGGUGCCAUCAACAGAGACUGAGGCUCUAGCAUCCAAUCUCAUGGGUAUGUUUGAGAAGCGCCGCUUCCGCAAGUUCCUGGUCUUCGUGGCAAACUUUGAUGAGAAUGACCCGAAGACACUGGAAGGGGUGGAUCCACACGGCACCACCAUGCGUGAGGUCUAUCGACGCUUUGACCUAGGCCAGGAUGUUAUUGACUUCACAGGUCAUGCACUAGCACUCUACCGCACUGAUGAUUACAUGGACCAGCCCUGCUUGGAGACCAUCAAUCGCAUCAAACUGUACAGUGAAUCCCUGGCCCGCUAUGGCAAAAGCCCCUAUCUCUACCCACUCUACGGUCUGGGGGAGCUCCCUCAAGGUUUUGCCAGGCUCAGUGCUAUCUAUGGUGGCACCUACAUGCUCAACAAACCAGUGGAUGAGAUUGUCAUGGAAGGUGGCAAGGUUGUCGGGGUCAAAUCAGAAGGAGAGGUGGCACGCUGCAAACAGUUGAUCUGUGAUCCCAGCUACGUGCCGGAUCGAGUGCGCCCAGCAGGGAAGGUUGUCCGUGUCAUCUGCAUUCUGAGCCAUCCUAUCCGUGGCACCAACGAUGCCAACUCUUGUCAAAUCAUCAUCCCCCAGAACCAAGUGGGGCGCAACUCAGAUAUCUAUGUCUGCCUCAUCUCCUCUGCCCAUAAUGUAGCAGCUCAGGGCAAGUACAUUGCGAUCGCCAGCACUACCGUUGAGACUGACUCCCCUGAGAGCGAAGUGCAGCCGGCUCUUGAACUGCUUGAACCUGUUGACCAAAAGUUUGUGGCCAUCAGUGCCCUGUAUGAACCAACCGAGGAUGGCACUGAAAGUCAGAUAUUUUGUUCACGGUCAUAUGAUGCCACCACUCACUUUGAGACGACAUGUGAUGACAUCAAAGACAUUUACCGGCGCAUGGCAGGAGCUCCCUUUGACUUUGAGAGCAUGAAACGGCGCCAGAAUGAUGUCUUUGGCGAGGAUGAACAGUGACCACUUCUCUUUUCCUUCCCCACCCUGCCCCAGUUAUACCCAUGCAAGGGACCAGCCUCCCACUAUGGACUCCCACGUGUCGUCCAAGACUGACUCUCUUCCGCCCCCCCCCCCCCAAAUCCUCACCUGUGCUAGACUUUUCUCCACUGGGACCAGUCACCUUAAACUAGAGGGAGGAGCCCUGUUCCCAGCUUGCUUUUCCUUCCUGCCCCUCAGCAAGGGUCUUUUCUGCCUGUCAGAGUCAGAUUUCAUAGCGGCUGAAGCUGGGUAAGAGUUGGUAAAAUUCGGAGUCCUGUAGGGAUCCACCUCCUAAGACCCUUCCAGAGCCUGCAGAGAUUUAGGGCUAGAGCUGCCUUGGCCAGAAUUUAAACCCCAACAGCUCCUUUUCUCCCCUAAGAAAAAGUACGGGUGAUUUAGAAGGGGAAGAGGGUAGGAGAACAAGUAACUCCACCACCACCACCUCUUUGCUUUUCGACGUCAACACUCCCCUUCCCCCCUGGUUUUCUCCCAACUGGGUUCCAGAAGCAUGUUUUUAAAGACAGUGCUGCACACUUGGAGGAAGCGGAAGAGGGCGAGUCACGACAGAAAAGCAAUGGGCAUUCACUCUCACUAGAAAAAGAAACCACUGGGGAUACACACACAGCCGCCCACAAUAAAACGCAUUCUUUGGUCCUUACUCCGCCUGCUAAUCUCCAACCAUCACCUCCUCCUCAUCUCUCCCCCCUACGCUUAACGGCUGUGCCCCUAUUAUUGUGUGCAUUGCAAACCCCCCACCCCCGAUCCCAGUGAACUGGCUGCUUCCUUUAUUGAUGGCAAACUCUUUCCUGACCAGUGUCUGUAUAAUGAGCCUUCCUUCCUAUCUUUGUUUCCUCUGAUCAUGUUGUGAACACUUGAUUCCUCUGUGGCAGGAGGAGUCUGGAAUGGCAGCUUCUUUUGUAUGAGGAUCUGGGAGCAUGAAGAAACAUUUUGGAACAUCUUCUCAGCCACGCGUGCGCCUCAAGCCAGUUCCCCAGCCUCCCCACCCUGACCCGUUCGGGUUCCCACAUGCCUCUCUGUCUUGCGCCCGUUUUGUUCCCUUGACCCCUCUUAGUUCCUUUUAGCCUACAGUGUGAGAAGAUUUGUGUGUGUGUGUGUGUCUGUAUGUCUGUAUGUCUGUCUCGUGUGUUGGACAUAGGGACAGGGUGGUGAUUCUGUCCCCUCGCCACUUGCUGCCACCUGCUGUAACUUAUUGUAACUUAUUAAUAAAGCAGGUCAGAUUUUGUCAACACUCUUCACCAUUAGCAAUGUUUGGAAGGGGGUUCAGCCCUGGCACAAGUGAAGAGUCUGGGGGCCUGCCCUGUGUCAGAGGCUGCCUUCAUCCCGAAGCUGGCUUCAUGGUUAACAAUCGGUCUGUAACUCUAGGGGGCUCUGGGGGGGGUCAUCUCCCUCUACCCCGCAGCUGCUCAGUUGUCUCAAGAUAAUAAAUCCAUUUAGUCUG